CGGGGCCGGGCAUGGUAACGGCUCGGAAGCCGAGGGGGCUGGGCCGGACGCAGGCGGAGGACCCGGGGUCGGCCGCCGCCGCUGCCGCCCUGUCCCAGCGCGCUCCGUGAGGCCCGCGCGGCGCCGCGUCGGCCAUGAUGAUCCACGGCUUCCAGAGCAGCCACCAGGACUUCUCCUUCGGGCCCUGGAAGCUGACGGCCGCCAAGACGCACAUCAUGAAGUCGGCGGACGUGGAGCGGUUAGCCGAUGAAUUGCACAUGCCGUCUCUCCCUGAAAUGAUGUUUGGAGACAACGUCCUGAGAAUCCAGCACGGCUCUGGCUUCGGGAUUGAGUUCAAUGCUACAGAUGCAUUACGAUGUGUAAACAACUAUCAAGGAAUGCUUAAAGUAGCCUGUGCUGAAGAGUGGCAGGAGAGCAGGACGGAGGGUGAGCACUCCCAAGACGUUCUUAAACCGUACGAUUGGACCUACACCACAGACUACAAGGGAACGCUGCUUGGAGAGUCACUUAAGUUAAAGGUUGUACCUACAACAGAUCAUAUAGAUACAGAGAAACUGAAAGCCAGAGAACAGAUUAAAUUUUUUGAAGAAGUUCUCCUAUUUGAGGAUGAACUUCAUGAUCAUGGAGUUUCAAGCCUGAGUGUGAAAAUUAGAGUGAUGCCUUCUAGCUUUUUCCUGCUGUUGCGAUUUUUCUUGAGAAUUGAUGGGGUGCUUAUCAGAAUGAAUGAAACAAGACUUUACCAUGAGGCGGACAAGACCUACAUGUUACGAGAAUAUACAUCACGAGAGAGCAAAAUUGCUAAUUUAAUGCACGUUUCACCUUCCCUCUUCACGGAACCUAAUGAAAUAUCACAGUAUUUACCGAUCAAGGAGGCAGUUUGCGAGAAGCUUCUAUUUCCAGAAAGAAUGGAUCCUAACCCUGCAGACUCACAAGAAAGUGCACCUGCGGAAUAGAAUGUGAUAUAACAUACACUCAUCGUGGAAUCUGACUGGGGACCUUAGCUAUUUGGAGGGGGUAUUUUUAUUCUGAGAAUUACUUGCCUUGUUUAUGUGCAGAUUUUCUGUAGCCUUAAAGGAAAAAAAAAAACACAAAGGAGUGUUGCAGGCAGGUUCCACUCAACGGCUUUUUGUACUGUCUUCAGAUUCAUAUUCCAGAUUUAUAUUUUCUGGAGUUAAGUUGGGAUUUCUAACUGUCAGAGUGCGAUCUCACUGGUAGUGUGUGUGCCUCAUGCAGUGGGCAUGGUCUGCGUCCGUCGUGAGACACUGUCUCUGACCCCGAGGGUCGGUGUCAGUCACAGAAUCACAGCACCUUGUGGCUUCCGCGGGGUCCCUGAUCGUGCAUGUUGAUGUGCUAGCUCUUUACUUCGGGCUUUUCGAUGUUUAUGCGCACUUCUGGAGAGCCGUGAGUUGCCUUUUAGGAAACUGAUGUCGUAAGUGAUCUUUACCCCCCCACACAAAUAUAUAUAUAUAUAUAUUUCCCCUUUAAAUUUAAAUUGGGUUUUGAAGUCUUUGAGAAAAUUUCAGACACAGAACUGAAUAGCAGCCUAGGCUCUGGGCAGACUGACGGUGCUCUAUCCGUGGACGCACCUGAACGUGGCUCGCUGGCCGCAGGGAGAUGUCAGAGCUGUCCUUCCUUCAUCUUUAGGUGCUUUUUCUUAGGUGUGGUUCUACUUGUACUGGCGUUUUUUAACUUCAUUUUCCAUGCAACCUUGGAAUGAGUAAAUCCAUUGAAUAUUGAAUUUGUACUGUUGUGUAGCUAAUUUUAUCAGCCAAAUUUUGUCACAAGUGAUUUUGGUAUUUGCCUUCUGCUGCAUCACCUGCAAGGUGUAGGAAAUCAGGAUUUUGUUGGCUUUAAGAAAAUACAUGGCAUGUUCACUGUCUUUUAAAUAUACCUGUAUUUAAUCUUUUCUCGUAGGACAGAAAAGUGUAUAUAUUGUGCUCAGCCUUCUGUUGUAUUUUAUUUGCCAUGCGGAUUUGAACAGAAUAGACUCUUUAUUCAUACAGGAUAUAUAAGAAAUGAAAAACUUGUAAGAAUAUUCAUUAGUUGAAGUUUCUGGGCAACAUCAUAUAUAUUCUUAACUUGAAUCAGUUAUCUUAGUCUCUUGAGUCAGGUUUAGGUGACUUAUUUCCAGAGUCCAUUGCUAAAAAUUGUGGGAAAUUAAAAGAAUUGAUCUUUUUUAUAGAGGGUGGGAAGUUGAUAGGAUGAGUGAGCUUCUGGAAGCUCCUUGAGUGUAUUCCUGUGGAGAAGACCCAGAAAGCCUCUAUUUGCCCAUUGCUAAAUAAGACAUAUGCCAUUUCAUAUUUAUUUGUUCCCAGUGUCUUUUUGUAAGAAAAGAAUAAACAAGGAAUUACUGAUCUGUG
Lutra lutra (Eurasian river otter) is the source of this 2360-nucleotide messenger RNA. It is a transcript of the gene TIPRL, whose product is annotated as TOR signaling pathway regulator. The transcript is spliced from 7 exons. The record is from RefSeq and is a predicted model, not a curated record. NCBI's taxonomy places the organism in Eukaryota, Metazoa, Chordata, Mammalia, Carnivora, Mustelidae. Bases 135 to 953 code for a protein of 272 amino acids. Gene Ontology annotation, cellular component: cytosol. Gene Ontology annotation, biological process: TOR signaling.